Fusarium poae is the source of this 1815-nucleotide messenger RNA. RefSeq lists its product as uncharacterized. The coding region runs from base 1 to 1815 and encodes 604 amino acids. The transcript is spliced from 3 exons. The record is from RefSeq and is a predicted model, not a curated record. NCBI's taxonomy places the organism in Eukaryota, Fungi, Ascomycota, Sordariomycetes, Hypocreales, Nectriaceae.
AUGCAGAAGCAUGGCCGGACCGAGCACGGUUGGGUCAGCCGUCGCAAGAGAGGCGGACAGCAGCAAGCCGUGCCCGACGAACAAGAUGCAAUGUUGGCCGUGCCGUGGAGAGACCACGUACAAUGCCAGCAGGUAUGCAAUUGGGGGCACGGCAAGCGUUGGUUUGAGGUUGGCCGCAACGAUGAAAGAGCGACACAGGAGGAGGCCACCGACGGUGAGGGUGAUGCCGAUCACGAGGCCAACGUCGCGUUUUUCAACAUGGUCCAGGAGGAAGGCAGGAAGGCGUUUGAGGAUGAAGCCAGCGGCCGUCGCGUCCAGGAUAUAGACGACAAGAAUGAGGCCCAUCAGUGGUUGGGUCGAUGCGGUUGGCCCCGCCAUUUGGAGGGUAUCCGCAUCGACCGGUUGAGGACAUUGUUGGAGCCGAUCAGCGAUGACGAGCCGGUGUUGCAGAGGAUGUGGGAAGUGUUGGAAAGCGUCAUGGAUGCCGCGUAUCAGGCGACGGCCCGCCAGUGUUACCCAGGCACGGCCGAGUUGUUUGAGAUUGCACGUAAAGAAGCGCAUAUGACGACGACAAAGCCGUUCCAGGGAUUGAUGGAACCCGAUGCAUGGGUGCGAUACAAGUCAUGGUGGAAGCAGUUGUUGUGCAUUUGGAAGCGAUACGACGAAUGGGAUGCAGAAGAUGGUUACGACAAUGAGAGAUUCAGUAACGGCGGAAGCAGCAGCAGCAGCAGCGACAGCGACAGCGAUACCGAUACCGACAGUAACAGCAAUAGGUCCGCGUAUGAUGAUGAUGCGGUCAGCCGCCGUUAUGGCCCAUCCGACCCACGUCCGCCGUAUAAGAUGACAAUACAGCAAGAAGAGUUGUGGAAAGCAUUCGACAACGGCAUCAGGCAGGUCGUCACGGGAGCCGACAGGGCAGGUCGGUACACAGCCGAUCGUUUGCAGCGGAGUUGUUUGGACGCCAUGGUGCAGUUUUUCGACCAUCCAUUGAAGAGCGGCAACCAUUACGAGAGCAUCGUCAUCAGCGCGUUGGCCGUUAUGGGGUUAGACGAGGGCGGCGGAUGGAAGCCCGUGGAGAAUUACACGUCAAUUUAUCCAGCCGUCAUCAAAGUGGCGAGGUAUUUAGUGUUGUACCAGUCCAUGUUGGAGCGUCAAGCACAGAUUGACCAGUUGGCCCAAUACGCAACCAUCCGUCAGGCCGAGGAGGAGGCCGAGGGAUUAUUCAGGAUCGUGCGACGCAAGGUGCGGCGGUUCAUGAUCCGCAUCCCCGAGGGAGAGGAUAUCGAGCCGUCGCCGAUGAAUUGGAUCAUCAACACGCGAACAUACGGCAUGCACAUUCGGUAUUCGAUGCCCGGUUCCGAGAUGAUCGAGUGGCAUGGCGAUCAGAUUUCAUGCAACAGGGUCAAGAUCAAGAUGAGCGAGAUAUCCGACAUGUUGCAUGCAUUCAUCGGGGAUGCACGGCAGACGAUCGAGGAUAGGCAUGGCGAAAGCGCGUUGGAGCAUUCAUUUUUACAGGAUGAAGCCAACCAGAGUUGGGUCAUCAAGGGCGACAGGUGGGUGCAAAAGCAAGUUGCAGCAAGCAAGGCCAAGAUGGAGGCAUGGAUCGCCAAGCCGCACAAUGAGGCGUGCCCGUACCGAGAAGAGGCAAUCCGACGGUACAGCCGUUUGAUAGAGGAAUUCAGGUCACAGUUGUUCGUCGCGAUGCACAUGUUGGGAGGCCAGCCGGCACGGUCCACCGAGAUUUUGGGGAUACGGAUGUGGAACACGAUGAACGGCGGAGUGCGCAACAUAUUCAUCCACGACGGCAUGGGUUAG